AUGUCACUUCAUCUCUGUGUAGAUUGCGGUGGCUCGAAGACCUCCGCCGUCAUCUGCGAUUCCUCUGGCACAAUCCUCGGACGUGCCCUCGGCGGGCCAUCCAACUUUGCUUACCUUGGGAUCGCAGCCUUCACUGAUGCAGUCAGAGUCGCAGUCAGCAACGCACUCAAAACCUGUGUCUCCCCACCCUCCAUCGAGCCCGUUUCUCUUCCUCCCUCCUCAGAAAUAUUCGCAACAGUCUGGUUCGGAAUCUCCGGCGUAGACAGCCCAGCAGCCGUUGUCAACGCCUCCAAUGGCCUCUCCGCCCUCCUCAACGUCCCCGUAGGACCCCGCCUCAUCGUAGCAAACGACACACAUCUCCUCGCAGCGCCCCUCCGCCUCCACCCUGACAUCUCGCACGCCAUCGCUGCUAUCGCAGGCACGGGUUCGUGCGUCGUGUCCUUCAAACAGACGCCCGUCGGCACACUCGAAGAGCUGGCGAGGACAGGCGGGUGGGGGUGGAUUUUGGGCGACGAGGGAGGCGGGUUCCACGUCGGUCGCGAGACGCUCCGCCAGAUCCUCCUCGACGACAACCGUGCCUCGCUUGGAGGCACCAAGCCCGCCCCGAGCUCACUGAAAGAGAAGAUACUCGCUCGAUUUGGCGUCGAGGGCGUGGAGAAUGCUCCAGAGGUCCUCCCCGUCGUGCACCUCCCCGAGCCCUCGCUGACCGCAAAUGAGAUGCCAGACGUCCCGUCCUACCUCCUGGUUGCACGCGAGAAGAGGCUGAGCCAGCUCGCUCCCCUCGUAUUUGACGCUGCGUUCAACGAGGGCGAUCCGUUCGCACUGAAGGUGCUGAGGAUAUGUGCGCAUGCGCUAGCAGAGCAAAUCGCCCUUCUUUCUCGUGAGGAGGGAGAGGACCCAGCGCUGAAGCCGAGAGGGGUGAGGGCAAGGGAGAGUGUGCUGUGUUUUGGAGGAUCGUUGGUAGGUGUGGAAAAGUAUAGGGAUAUUGUACUAGAGGAACUAGAAGGGAUGGGGCAUGUGUUCAAGUACGUGGAGUUUGUGGACGAUGCUGCCGCGGUGGGCGCUGCUGGCCUGGCG
Serpula lacrymans var. lacrymans S7.9 is the source of this 1077-nucleotide messenger RNA. RefSeq lists its product as uncharacterized. Lineage: Eukaryota; Fungi; Basidiomycota; Agaricomycetes; Boletales; Serpulaceae. The transcript has a single exon. The annotation marks the transcript as partial. The record is from RefSeq and is a predicted model, not a curated record.